Haliotis rubra (blacklip abalone) is the source of this 1955-nucleotide messenger RNA. RefSeq lists its product as uncharacterized. The transcript has a single exon. The coding region runs from base 121 to 1701 and encodes 526 amino acids. The record is from RefSeq and is a predicted model, not a curated record. Lineage: Eukaryota; Metazoa; Mollusca; Gastropoda; Lepetellida; Haliotidae.
UGAUAUUUAUACCACGUGAACUCGUUAAAGGAACAGGAUGUUUCAUGGAGGCCGUCGAAAAGGAAGUUUCGUUGAAGAAUAUACUCGUUUUUGAUCUCACAUCGGGGAUAUUCCAUCGUAAUGGAAUAUUCCAAUAUGCCAACGAGCAGAGAAAAUAAUAUGACAAUGGACCCCGUUUUGAACAACACCUUCCAAAAUGACGUACAUAUGCACGAACGGAUAGCUGUUAUUCUACGUCAGCAGAACAUCAACAUGACUGUUGAAGAAUACCUGUCAUCAAUAUCGUCCUUGACCGACUCUGCAGCGUCUCUCACAACCACGCUUCCCGUCAACAUCCGUUACGUCAGUGAAGGCAUCAGUUGGGGCGUGGUUGCACCGCUCAUUCUGAUUGGUCUGUUUCUCGUCGCCAUAGCUUCCUGUUUGUACUGGCAGUCGUGGAAAGAGAAACGACGCAUGCGUCACUUCAUUUCCCAGCAACGACCACCGGACAUGAUGCCAUACGAGAGGUCGGGCGAAACCAGAAUGUCAAUGAGAUCAAUCGAGUCACAGCGAUCACGUGGUUCUAGCACGUGCGAGAGAGUGCCAACGGUUCCUUUCCGACGUCAGAACUCAAAAUUCUUCUUGCGGGCUGAGGAAGAGACGAGGACUGUGGCAACGUUGGCAAGGAAGUUGUCGCCUAUAGACGAGAGGCCUCACCACAGAUCGGUGGAUACAAUGGUCACGAUGGCAGAGCGCAGUGAAGACGAUGGAGAGAUACCACUGGUUCCAGCUGUACAGGUGAGCUGGGGAACGCCCAAAACGAGUGGCACCGACAGCAGGCUCGACGUUCUGAAAGGUGUCGAGAAUCCGUGCUUCUCAGCGCCAGGGAAAUUGGUCGGGAACGUGUACUGCGAUGAGUGUAACGCCAUGAGCUCUCCCUACUUCCCCAACAACAACACCCCGACUACGGAGUACGACAUGGACUCUGAGAAAAGCGGCAACGUUGCUGCAGCUAUGGAACAUCCCGACGGCGUGUACCCGUCAAAGCCGUACCAUACCAUACAACCCUUGCCAACGUCUUUCGAUGGAGCCGAAAUAUCAUCCAUCACUGUCCCCGAAAGUAGCCACGCGCAAGUGUUGAAUAAUGGACAGUCAUCGUCGGGUAGUGCUGCUUCCAGUGGGACCCUCAGCCUCCCUAGCAGCAUCUCGCGAUUCCACGCCAGUCGCCAUAACAACACCCCAAACUACCCUUUCGCCAGUACCCGGAACUGUUCCCCAAUGAGGCUUAAUUUCACCGUGUCCAGUAGCAUCGAGGUCUCCGACCACUACUCCGACAAUACCUCCAUGUAUCCGUGUGUUGGAAGCAGUUCCACCUCCAUCGGAACCCAAGCAGCGUCCAGAACAAACACCCUUCACUCCCUCAACAGCGACGACAUGAGGACCUACCAUCUCGACCCAAGGUCGAGGUCAGUCAGCGCCCCCGAAACCCGUCGAGCAAGCGUCGAAGUUGUUCCUGGAUAUAAAGCAUACAGCGUUGAAGUCGAUUUGUUCCGUAGCAUCAAUGUCUCCGCUCAAACGUCUUCGGGGACUCGUUCUUGCGUUUCGGCCUCAGUCUCGUGUUCAGUGGCAGGGGGCGUGGCCCACCACGCCACCCCUGUAUCGACUGACGGGGCCCAGUGGGAUACCCAUUCCCUCUGUGGGAACAGACAAACAGGUGCUUGAUGAGAACCAGAAUGUUCAUGGCUAUGACCUGAGUGCUUUGCCAGGACGGAAGGUAAAGUUCUCUGUGCCUGUUCUUGACAAGAAACAGUACUGGGUCUGAGUUCGGACCUGUUUUGACGUUUGUUAAUCAGUUGGUUCCUGCUUUGUUAAAUUUGAUCUUUAUUCCGUUUACUCUGGAAGGUUUCUCAUGAAGUAUAUCAUAUUAUGUAAACAUGUUGUACUGACAUUUGAUUUUUAUAAACCUAAUUAAUUCA